UAUGCGAACUUAUGAAAUUAUUUCCUAAUGCAGAGUUUUAGUAUUUUUGGUAGAAAAUGUUAGUGAAACGAUUACUAGUAGAAUGGUAGUUGGUACAUUUUUGUAAUCGGAGAAUAACAAUGUGCGUGUAGUUCGUUUGAAUGCGAAGGUGCUGAAUAAUAAGUGACAUUUGAUUAUUUAAAUAUAUUUGUGUACAAAAAUAUACAUAAAUAUGCAAAUAAAUAUAAUAUAAUUUUGUACAGUUUGUUUUUAAAGGUGUUAUAUAGGAAGAAGCUAAAAUGUCGAAAUAUUUAGAAAGAAUAUAUGAAAUAUUAAACAACGCAAGCAGUAAAAAAGUGACAGAUAAAAGGAAAUGUGUUCAUGACUUAUUGAAUUUAUAUGAAAACCAAGAAGCAAUUGAUGAAAUUCAUAAAAAUACUGAACAAAACACAGAUGAUGUUGUAAAUUGGUCAUAUAUAAUCCAUAUAGUACAUAAAAUAGUAUUAAAUGAAACAGAAAGACUUGCUCAUAAGGAUAAUUAUUCCAAAGCAAUAAUUAUUGAAAGGCAGAAUACAUGUGCACUUGUACAAAAAACAUUUCACCAUGCAACUUAUAAAAAACCAUUAUUAAAGUGUAAAGAUAUAAUGCCAUUAAUUUUUCAAAUUUUGGGAACAGAUAUAUAUGAAUAUUAUCAUGAUACAUAUAUGAAUAUAUUGGUUUCUUACAUACUUCCAUGCAGAAAAUAUCAAGUAGAAAUGCUAUCUGCAAACUGGGAAGAAUUAUUGAAAAUAUGUAUGAACUUGUAUAAAUAUGCAUCUUUACCUACCAAUAAACGAAUUAUUUUAAAUGCACUGCAAAUGAUAGUAAAUUAUGGUUGUUUGUAUUCCAGUUUAUGUCUCAAUGUAAAUGAAAUAUUAAUAUUUUUGGAAAAUAUGUUUGUGGAUGCAAAAGCAAAUCAAGAAAUGCUUACAGAAUGUAGUUAUAAAUUUGCACAUACAAUUUGUUGUCAAAUAGCAACUGAAUAUAGAAGUACACUUUGCCACUUUAGAACAAAUAAUAUCUGUGAUGGAGCUUAUGCUAAUAAUUGGGAGACGUGGUAUACAAUACUUGAGAAUAUAUAUUUGAUGAUUUUGAAAGAUUUUAAAGCAGAUACUCUUUCAGAAAGUUUUAUUUAUCUUUCAAGGGAGGUUUUUAAGCAAGUCAUUGACAAUUCAAAUGUUAUAAAAGAAGAAGUCAAUGAAUAUAAUUAUAUGCAACCAACAAAACGAAGGCGAAUUACCAAAGUUAAUGGGCCAAUUGAUAUGCUUAUGGAUUCUAAUUCAGAUGAAGCUUGGCCAAUAAUACAGAUCUUAAAAGUAUUAUUUAAACAAUACCCUGAAUGUUUAAAAUCACAAGAUCUGCCAACAUGUACUAAAAGUAUAGUUGAUCUUCUUGCACAAUUCAGCAAAGAAGAAACCAUUGUGGAUGAUUUAUACGAAUUAGCUGCUGUAUUAUUGAUAAAUGAAAAAUUAUUUUCUCCAGUUGAUAUAGAAAAUUCAAACAUUUAUUGGGAUAAAAUAUGGGAUACUUUAUUGAGGUCAUUAAAUAUAAGUCAAAAUGAAAUAUCAUCCCAUAAACUCACACAGCUCUUUAUAAUGAAUAAUAAAAUAACAAACCCAAAUAUACUUUUGAAACUUUAUUUUACGAAUGUAAUUAAAUGGUCUGUUAUGAGUCUACGUACAUUGAUAGUGCUUUGUGAAUAUUUGCCACUGCCAGAUGAUAUUGCAAUGUGCAAUAUAAACGUUUGUUCACCAGUGAUGAAUUCAAAUUCUGUCAGAUCAUGCCUCAUAAAGUGGGCAUUAAAUAUUCCAUGGUAUAAAAUGGCAAUGCAAAUAGUAAUUGAUGAGUUGUGUUUAUUUUUAAUUGGUAUUACACUAAAAUCAAAACAUAAAAAACAAGUAAAAUUCAAUGAAUAUAAUAUGAACAACUCAUGUGAUUGUUUAAAAACUGAAGAAAAUACGGAAUUAUUUAAUCAAUACAUUGAACAGUGUUACUUAUCAUUAACAUAUAAACAAAAUUUAUUAACCGAAGUAGAAGAUGAAGAUAUUCAAUAUAAUUUAACAACGAAUGAGCACGUUCUAUGUAUGCAAGACAUUUUAACUUAUUUAACAAAUAGUUUAUGUGAUGUCAUUAAUGAAAGUAAAGGGAAUGAUGAUCUUUACGUGAUUAUAAUAAAAAUUGCUAUCAUAGCAAAAGUCGUGUCAAUGAUGAAACAAUUAAAUUUAAUACCAAACGAUAUGGAAGAAUUGUCUCUUAUAUCUAUAAUGAAAAAAUAUCUAGAUAUUGCUUAUACUUUAUUAGAAAAAAUGGAUCCAUUAAAAAGUAAAUAUAUCUAUCUUUGUAAUGUAACUAAAGCUCUUAACAUAUUAUAUGGAACAUUGUAUGACAUGGAUGUAGCAAAAAUAAUUGUUUCAUCUACAACAUCAGACAUGUUGAAAAAGAUAUUCAGCUUAAUGAAUAUCGAAGAUCAUGAAAUUACUGAUUAUAAAGCAGUUAAUGAUUGUUAUGAUGAUUAUGGUUCUUUUCAAAACAGACGUAAAUGUUUGGGUAAUGAAGUUAUGCGUAAAAAACAGUGUAACUAUUGUAACAGAGGUACAAUUAGAAUACAAGCAACAAAAGCUUUGUCAUUAUUUUGUUGUACAAACGUAGGACAAGAAAAAUUUGAAAUUCAGAUAAAACUUAUGAGUAAUUUAUUGAAAAUUGAUAUGUAUGAUCUUUCACAAACUGUUGAUUUUAAAAUGGCUAUAAUAGUUUUAAAACAUUUAUCAAAAUAUGACAAAAAAGAAAUAUGGAAACAUUUCAGGCGAUUACCAUUAAAAAAUUUAUUGAAAUUGUAUGAUGAAUGCUAUAAUGAUGAAACAGCUGUUCGGUAUAUAUUAAAUAAUUUACCAUUCUUUUUUGAAUAUGCUGUAAAUUAUGACUGUGAGUUACAAAAUUUGAUGAAUAUUAUUUUUCAAUUCAACAAUGUUGAAUGUAAAAAGAAAUAUGGCUUUUUUGCACAUAUAGAAUUUAUUAGAUGUCUUUCAAGAAUUAUUCAUACAAAUUCUACUCGUUUUGAUUAUAAAGUAUGCGAUGAUUCAAAUCAAAUGCCAAUAUUUAAACUUGUUUUAUCAGCUUUAAAUAACUACCCAUUUGUUGUGAGACUACAAGUAAUUAAUUGUAUUAAAGAAAUAUAUUCUUCAAAUACCAUAGAUUUAAAGUGGAAAGAAGCACUGUUUAAACAAAUCGAAGAGUACGUGAGUAAAUUAAUUAUUGGUGUUGAAAUGAAUGAAAAAAUGAAGCUAGAUGAGAGAGAAACAAAAAUAGCAAGUACCUUAUUAAUGCUUACCACUAUAAUAUAUACCAAUGGAAUAUUCCAGUGUCGUGCUUUACUAACAAUGUUACGUUUUGUCACGGAUAACAAGAUAGAUAUUCAGUUAAUACCAAAGGCAAUAAAUACUGCAGCAAAUCGAAUAAAUUAUUCGAAUCUUAUUGACGAUAAUUUAAGUUAUGUGUUGACAUAUUGGUUUACUUCAAAAUAUUCAUCAGAAUCAUUUCCCUGGAAAUUAACAGAAUGUAAAUCUGAAGAACAAUUCAACAAAACGUAUAUUAAUACAUUAGUAUUUAUUAAAUUUCAAAAUUUAGAACUAUCUGAUAUAAUAUCUUUUUGCAUCGACAUUAACAUACCAUUUGAGCAAAUUAUUGAAAAUAGUUUUCCAAAAAUUUUAGCAUGGUUGUUAUAUUGUAUCAGUGGAAAUAAUGGAAGUACCUCAAAGAAAUUAGCAAAUAAAAUAUUUCACUCAAUGAUUUCAAAUCAGAAUGAAUUUAUUCAGGUAACAAAAUUUUCUACAUUAUUUAAUAACAAGUUUGAAAAAACAUUGUUAUAUCUUAUUGAAAGAUUACACGAUGAAAAUUAUCUUGAAGAAAUGUUGGAAGUAAAAGUUUCAUUUGCACCAUCAGAUCCACCUCAUUUUAAGGAAGAAGUUAUUAAUGCUUGUUUAAGAUACAUGAAACAAAAUUUUUUUACCCAGCAAGUAUCCAUACAAUAUGUUUUAGCUCAUAACUGUCCAAAUAUACUACAAAAUAUGCUAUUACAUUUAAUUGGUAACAUUUACAACAAGAAGUUUGUAGAAUAUAAGAUAAAAGCAUUUCAUCAAUACAUAUUUUUUUGUACAUUAAUUGCAGAAGAAUUACAAUUAGAUUAUUUUAAUACAUUGUCCAUGUAUGUAAUAAAAGAUAUUAGUUGUAGUUUACUUCAUAUGAUUAAAGAACAGAAUGAUAUACUUGUCGAAUUAGCGUGUAAAUAUUUUUAUAAAUUUAUAAAACUUGUUUUACCUACAAGAAGUGAAGAAAUCAAAGAAAUUUUGGACUUUACUGUUAUGGUUUUAGUUCCUAUUGCAGAGACAGAAAAAGUGCCAAUAGCUUUAGAAAUACUUAAGUUUUUAUUAAUCGAUCAUAAAGAAGCAUUAGGUGAUGCAAUUAAAAAAUUAAAUUCUUUUCCAAAUAUUUCCAUUUUUGAAGAAAUACGACAUAUACAUAAUGAUUUGAAAUGUAAAAAUGAAAAAGUUUUUAGUUUAAAAGAAGAAAUACAACAUUUUUUAAAUGUUAUGGUUGAUAAGGAUAUAAACUGUAAUAUAGACGAUAUUAUCCACUUACGAAUACAAUUAUCAACAAGAAAACAAGAGUUACAAGAAUUAUACAGUAAAUUUGAAAAGUUCCGUGGUUUUGCCGAAGAUUGUGCUUCAAGUAUAUUACAUCAGUUGAUAUAUAAACUUAUAAAAUUAACAGCAUCUUCCGUUGUAAAUAUUUCAAUAGAAGCAGCAAAAUGUUUAGGUGAAUUAGGACCAGCUGAUUUAAUGUCGAUGAUAUUAUAUUUGCAAAAAAGUCAUGCUAAAGAAACUUCAGAUUUAAUGGAAAUACUAUCAUAUAAAAUUGUAAUAGCUAUGAUCAAAUGUUUAUUUCAAAGUGAUAUAGAACUUCGAAAAGUCAGUGCUAAUGCACUUUAUGUUAUUUUUUCAUCAUCUUGGGGACAGAAGUUAUUAAAUAUAAAAUACAUGGAACAUUUGAAAACUGUUUUAAAUGAAUCACAAGUGACAUUACCUGUGAAGUACAUUCAACCAUUUGUAAGCAGUAAAAGUUCCAAAUCAAAUAAUAUUAAUCUAAAUUAUGCAACAGUUAACGAUGUUAUAAAUCCACAUAAUGAUAUUUGGACAGUUCAUACUAAUAAUUCAUAUAACAAUUGGAUUGUGAAAAUAACAAGUAGAAUUAUAGAAUGUUUUAAUGGAUUUUAUUUUGAAAAUCUAAUAUCUGUUUGUACAUUAAGUACUGACUUUUGUGAAAUCAUUUUACCAAGAAUUAUUUUUUUAAUAAUUCAUAUAGACAAAAAGUUUACAAGUACCAUAUGUUCUUGUAUUGAUCAAUUUUUUAAUUAUCAUUUUAAUGUUAUAAUAAAAGCAAAUGUUUCUUCAUAUGCAAUACAUAAAGUCACCAGUUGUGAUCAGCGAAUUGUGCGUUCCAUGUUAAAUAUUGUAAACUAUAUAAGAAUUCAAGUUGUUGAUAAUCUUUCGAAACUGAACUAUAUUUGUAUUGCGAAAGCUGCACAAUAUUGUUCGGCAUUUUUUACUGCAAUAUUGUAUGCAGAAAUGUCUUGUGAAACUAUGUUAAAUGAUUAUGAAAAUUCUAUUAAUGUUUCAAAAAUCGAUUAUAUUUAUGAGUUGUCACCUGAAGAAGGAAAAGUUAUACAAAAUAUACUUAGAGACUCCUACACAAAAAUAGGUGAUUUUGAUGCCAUCAGUGGUACUGGUUCUUCGCAUUUACAAGAUCAUUCUACUCGUAUACAGCAUUACAUAUAUACCAAUGAGUGGAAUCAAGUAAUGCUUACACAAGAUGUUGAACUUUCUUUUGGGAACAUGACAGCAAUGAGAGAAAUGGCAAAUGGAUUACAUCAGUCUGGUCUUCAGUAUUUACUUAGUCACUUUAUAUCUACUAUGUCAAAAGAAGAUGAAAAUAUAGAUAAAGACAUUGAAUAUGAGUGUGCUUGGCGACUUAGUAAUUGGAACCUUCAUGAACCAAAUCAAGCUUUGCAUACACAAAAUAACUGUAAUUUUAAGCCAGAAAUAACUGAAUACAAUUAUUACUUUUAUCACUACCAAGCAUUAAAAUAUUUCCAUGAAAAUAAUGAAAGAGGUGUACAAAAUGCAAUUCAAAAUGCUCGAUCAAGUAUUAUAAAAGCACUUAGGAAUACUAGUUUAGAAAGUAGUAAAACUAUAUAUGAAAAAUUAAUGCAGUUGCAAUUAAUUUCUGAGAUCGAAGAAUUAUGCAUUGCUAAAGAAGAUGAAUAUGAAGAAGUGUUACGUAAAUGGCAACAGCAAGAUAUUACAAAUUUUAACGAAUUUCAGUAUAUCGAACCUAUUUUAUUUCAAAGAACCGUUAUGUAUCAAAUAAAUAGAUCAUUAAUUAAUAAUUCACAGAUUAAAACUGCACUUGCCAAUACGUAUUUACAAAUAUCGGAAAUAGCAGCAGAUAAAGAGAAUUUGCAUAUUGCUACCCGCUCGUUAGCUAUGUUAGCGAAACAAAAAGAUUUAUCUCCAAAAAUUGAAGAUCAGUUGCUUUAUCAGGAAUCUCUAUUAGCAAGACUUAGAAAAGAUCUGGAACUUGGGCGAUUCCUUUUACGUAAUUUAAUGCAUAAGGAUACUCUGGAUGUAAAUUUAAGAGCACAAAUAUUGAGAGUUUACGGAGAUUGGAUGGCAGAAACAAAAUCAGAAAAUCCUCAGGCUGUGAUAAAAAAUUAUUAUCUAAAAUCCAUAGAUGCAAGUAAUUCGAUUAGGGAACAUACCGCGGAUACUAUAAAAAAUUUACACGAUACAUACGUUGCCUUAGCUCGAUUUGCUGAUAAUCAAUUUGAACAAAUAAGUUCAUACAUGAAGUCUCCUCAAUUUGAAAGUCUCAGAGAAUGUAUUAUAUACUCUUAUAAAGGAAUUCCUAAACAUACACUUAGUGAUGAUAAAGAUGUUAGAAGUGCAAUGAUUUUAAAUCAGAGACAAAAUACAAAUGAUGUUGCAGAACUGGAACAUAUAGAAAAAGAAAAAAACAACUAUUUGACUUUAGCAUUAAAAUAUUACUUGAUAACACUUCAGCAAAGUGAAGAUCAUAAUUUAUUGGUAUUCAGAAUAAUAGCACUCUGGUUAGACAAUAUGAGUCAAAAAGAAGUAAAUGAUUUAUUAGAUGCAAAUCUUAAUAAAAUACCGUCUUUCAAAUUUGUCCCACUUCUUCCACAAUUAGCAGUACAUUUGAAUGACGAUUUCACUGAAUUUUCCAAAAAAAUAUAUAAAAUUAUGGAACGUUGUGCCCUAGAACAUCCACAUCAUACAUUACCUGUAUUAUUAGCAUUAAAGAAUUUAUAUGGCGAUUAUGAUUAUAAUACGUCCAGAAAAAGUAAAACUUUGGAACCGAGAGUUCUUGGAGCUCAAAAAUUAUUGCAAGAGUUAACAAAAACAAAUAUAAAUUCAAUCAUACAUGAAAUGGAAAAUGUGUCACACUCUUUAGUUAUGUUAGCUAAUCUUCCAACUUCUACAAAUAAAGCUGGUACUAUAGUCAAGAUACCUAGAGAUCAAAGAAUUCUAAGAAUUAAAAAUUUUCAAAAUGUCUUUGUGCCAACAUUAACAAUUGAUGUAAAUCCAUCGGGAAAUUAUAAUGACAUUAUUGGUAUUUCUAAAUAUGUGGAAACGUAUGAGACUGUAGGAGGCGUAAACACACCGAAAAAACUGACUUGCGUUGGUAUGGAUGGAAUCGUUAGACAUCAGUUAGUAAAGGGAAGAGAUGAUUUACGACAAGAUGCUGUGAUGCAACAAGUUUUCAAUGUAAUGAAUACUCUGCUGAGAGCUUGUAAAGAAACUAAACGAAGGAAGUUAACAAUCAGAACAUACAAGGUUGUACCAUUAACACAAAGGUCAGGAGUACUAGAAUGGUGUGAUAAUACAAUGCCUAUUAUAAGUGUACUAAUAGGUUCAAGGAAUAUUCCGGGACUUCAUAAGAAAUAUUAUCCAAAAGAUUAUACAGCAGAGCAGUGUAAAGAUAAACUUGCAGCAAUAGUUAAAUCAUCAACUGACACAAAAUUAAAAGUAUUUAUGGACUGUUGUGCACACAUGCAUCCAGUAAUGCAUUAUUUCUUUACUGAAAAAUAUCCAUCUCCCGAAACGUGGUUCGAGCGAAGAUUAGCAUAUACACGCAGUAUAGCAACAACAUCUAUGGCAGGAUAUAUUUUAGGUUUAGGCGAUAGGCACUUAAAUAAUAUUUUAAUUGAUCAAACAACUGCGGAAGUAAUUCAUAUUGACUUUGGUAUAGCAUUUGAGCAAGGAAAGGUCCUACCGGUUCCGGAAACGAUACCAUUCCGACUUACACGAAACAUUGAAGCAGGAAUGGGCGUUUCUGGUGUAGAAGGUACAAUGAGACAUUGUUGUGAGAAGACGUUAACCGUAUUACGUGAUCAAAGACAAAUAAUUAUAACUCUGCUUCAAGUUCUUUUGUACGAUCCAUUGUUUAAAUGGACUAUAACACCUGCUAAAGCACAUGAUAUACAAAGUGGUACUUCUUCAAGACCAAUAGAAAAUAAUCAAAGUUCUACAGGAAUUAAUAAACCAGCUGAAAGAAGCCUUUUAAGAAUAGAACAAAAGCUGCAAGGCACUGAAGAAGGAUUAGCAUCCAGUGUAUCUGGACAAGUUGAAAGACUUAUACAACAAGCACGAGAUCCUAUAAAUCUCUGCCGUUUAUAUUUUGGGUGGCAACCAUAUUUAUAAUAUUUUGUAAUAUUAAAAUUAUGUAUUAUUUUUGUAUUUUUGUAAUU
Megachile rotundata (alfalfa leafcutting bee) is the source of this 8839-nucleotide messenger RNA. It is a transcript of the gene tefu, whose product is annotated as Serine/threonine-protein kinase tefu. Gene Ontology annotation, biological process: DNA repair. Gene Ontology annotation, molecular function: protein binding; protein serine/threonine kinase activity. NCBI's taxonomy places the organism in Eukaryota, Metazoa, Arthropoda, Insecta, Hymenoptera, Megachilidae. The record is from RefSeq and is a predicted model, not a curated record.